GAUUCGUUCGGUCGAUAAAAAUUGUCGCUGGCGGUGUGUGUUGUUGGGAAUCGUGCAAAAAGUGUGUUCCGGCACGGCAACAUUCCGCUUCAAUUCCGGCACCCGACCCGACAAUGGACCUAGACAACCUAGAGCAAACAAAUGGCGGAUCAGCGCUUGUGCCGCCACCUCCAAUGCCACCGUCGGAGAUGCUGCUGAGUGGACUACUGCCGGACUCGGGCGAUGGGGACGGUGAGCGGUGGGAGGAAAACGAUGAACAGGACGGUGAUGAGGUGGGAUUGGAAUCACCACCGGAACACCCGCAGCUACUGUUACUGGAGGAUGAUGAACCGUCGGCGCCACUGCUGGCACCACCAUCGGUGCCACCGUCGCUGAUGUCACUCAAGCUGGACCACCCGGAGGAGGGCAUGAAAAAGCCUUCGGAACUCGUGCUACCGAAAGCACUCGAAGACGUACUGGCACUUCAAACGAUCCGAACGCAGGAACUGGGUGGCGAUGAGGAUUCACGUGGAACACACGGCACCGGUGGUGGCGGUGGCACAGUGGCCGGCAGUCAGGCACCCAUGAUGAGCGCGUACCUCGAGGCGGACGGUAUCGAUUCGGAGGACGAUAUGGGCAACGAUCCGCUGAUGGCGGCGAUGGGUGACGAGGGAGCAGAUUACGAUGAUCAGGCUCCGGGUGGGGUAAAAGUGGUGGACAAACAGGACAAGAACCGACGGAAGAAGAAACGGAAGAAGGAGAAUCGAAAAGCACGCCGUGAGCAGAUGGCCAAAGCGCAUGAACAGCGCGUACAGACACCGGCACCGGCACCGGCACCGCCACCACCGAGUGGAGCCGAUCACCUUUCGGCCACUCACGACACAGACCCCGAGGAGGACGGUGAGGCGGAAACAAAAGCAUCGGACGAUGGGGUCGCUGCACCGGAAAGCGAUGGAGAGGAAGUGUCGAAACAGACGAACGGCGGGGACGAACCGAACGGAGAGCACCACUCGGCGGAGGAUCGAAACGGAGAGGAUCACGACGACGACGACGACGGCGGUGGCGAAGGUGCUGACCAAAGGAACACUCCGAACGGUAAGGCCGAUGUCCCCAGAGUGUCCACCCGGAAGAAGAAAGCGAUCACAAAGAAGGCGAAGGUCCCGGCAGCCACGGCGGCCAAAGACAACAGCGGGCCCUCGGUGGACGAUGUGGAGAUCGAGUACGUGCCGGAGAAGCUGACGAUCGCCGAACUGGCCCCGAUGUAUCGGCAGUUUUAUCGUGUGUUUGAGAUCUUCAAACUGGACACCAAAUCACGGGACGCGCUCCGGGCCGGGGCCGACGAGCUGGAGAAGGAGAAGGCGGCCGCGGACAAGAAAGCGGCGGCGGCGAUGGGCGGCGUCGGUGACGGCGACAAGCUGGACGACGAUGACGACGAUCUGGGCGAUCGGGACGAGAAGGACGACAAGGAGAAGAUCUCGAAGCGCAAGCUCAAGAAGCUGACCCGGCUCAGUGUGGCCGAACUGAAGCAGCUCGUGUCGCGCCCGGACGUGGUCGAGAUGCACGACGUGACGGCCCGCGAUCCGAAGCUGCUGGUGCAGCUAAAGAGCCACCGGAACACGGUGCAGGUGCCGCGCCAUUGGUGCUUCAAGCGCAAGUACCUGCAGGGCAAGCGGGGCAUCGAGAAGCCACCGUUCGAUCUGCCGGCCUUCAUCAAGAAGACCGGCAUCAUGGAGAUGCGGGCCUCGCUGCAGGAGAAGGACGAAGCGAAGACGCUGAAGGCGAAGAUGCGCGAACGGGCACGGCCCAAGAUGGGCAAGAUCGACAUCGACUACCAGAAGCUGCACGACGCGUUCUUCAAGUGGCAAACGAAGCCCCGCAUGACGAUCCACGGCGAUCUGUACUACGAGGGCAAGGAGUUUGAGACGCGCCUGAAGGAGAAGAAACCGGGUGACCUGUCGGAGGAACUGCGCAUCGCGCUCGGCAUGCCGAUCGGACCGGCCUGCCACAAGAUCCCACCACCGUGGCUGAUUGCCCAGCAGCGCUACGGGCCACCACCGAGCUACCCGAACCUGAAGAUCCCGGGCCUGAAUGCACCCAUUCCGGAGGGUUGCUCCUUCGGGUAUCACGCCGGUGGCUGGGGUAAGCCACCGGUGGACGAGAGCGGUAAGCCACUGUACGGCGACGUGUUCGGGAUGGCCGGUGACGGUGAGGGCGGUAUGGGCGAGGAGGAGAUCGAUCGGACCGUCUGGGGUGAGCUGGAGUCGGAAUCGGAAGAAUCGUCCGAGGAGGAAGAGGACGAGGGCGAAGAUUUGGCGGCCCAACCGGACGAGAGUGGGUUGGUGACGCCGGCCGAGGGACUCGUGACACCGUCCGGACUGACCAGCGGAGUGCCGGCGGGCAUGGAAACGCCCGACACGAUCGAGCUGCGCAAGAAGAAGAUCGAGAGCGAAAUGGAGGACAACGAGACGCCGGUUCUGUACCACGUGUUGCCGGAGAAGCGCAACGAGCGCAUCGGCGGUGCGAUGAUGGCCUCGACCCACGUGUACGACAUCGGAGCGGCCGGUGGUGGUGGUGGUCCCGGUGGACCACCGGGUGUACCACCGCCAGGGGCCCGUCGCGGUGGCGGCGGCGGCGGUGUCGAUCGGGAAGGUAUGGUCGAACUGGCGCUCGAUCCCUCCGAGCUGGACAUGGACAACGAGGCGAUGGCGCAGCGCUACGAGCAGCAGAUGCGCGAACAGCAAAGCCACCUGCAGAAGGAGGACCUUUCGGAUAUGCUGGCCGAGCAUGUGGCUCGGCAAAAGUCCAAACGAAAACGGCAGCAAACGGACACGACCAGCAAGCAGUCGAAAAAGUACAAGGAGUUCAAGUUCUAAG
Molecule: messenger RNA, 2853 nt
Organism: Anopheles cruzii
Lineage: Eukaryota; Metazoa; Arthropoda; Insecta; Diptera; Culicidae
Gene: Sf3b2
Product: splicing factor 3B subunit 2
Exons: 2
Coding region: 114-2852 (912 amino acids)
Biological process (GO): mRNA splicing, via spliceosome
Cellular component (GO): nucleus; catalytic step 2 spliceosome; U2-type spliceosomal complex
Source: RefSeq, a predicted model, not a curated record